UUCCUGCAUAGUGAUAACAUAUCUAUAAGCCGUGUGUGUGUGUUUUCUGAAAAUAUCUACUUUCAUUUAUGCAGUGAUGUAUAACAAAAUAAUGUUAUAGUAAACGUUAUAUAUACGUUGAUUUAUGAAGUUUAAGACAAGUGGUAAAGUGAAUUUUACAUUUUAAUCAAUGUAGGUUAAGCAUUCUUGAAAGUGUGAAUAAGACCUGGAUUACUAUUUACACAAAACACUAAAAUGCUUCAAGGGCGGAUAAAGUAUAUCUGGGCACAGGGGCGCUAGACAAUAAUAUAUAAGAACGAUCGUCACAUUUGAUUGCCGGAACAAGAGAUAUUCAAACUUACCGCAUGAAAAAAAAUGGUUAAACUCGAGAACGAAUAUUUCGUGAGAUUCAUACUGCUUGUGAUCAAAGGCGGUUCACAGAUCUUAAGAAAAAUUGUCAGUAGCGGGCUUGAGAAACAAAAAACAAGCCUAGAAAAAUUUCUAAACAAUGAGAAACAGGCUAUAUGUUCGUCAAAAGACUUCACAAAGUUACACAGAGAUAAAUUGUACUAUUCAUCUGAACCACCAGACAUUUCAAACUGGGAUAUUUCACUGCUCUCUCGCGUUGUGCUUCUUGAUUUCUUUGGAUUAGACUCUUCGCAAUCUGCUGCCGUGAAGAAAAUAAGGGAACUGAGGAAUCAGUACCAAGCCCACACAACAGAAGCAUCGAUUGAAAUAAGACAUUUCCACACAGUUUGGAACGAACUAGUUCUUGUAAUUACGUUCCUAAGUCAUGAAAUCGAUAAAAAUGAUAGACUCGAAUUGAUGGAUUUAAUAAAUAACCUUGCAAGUGAACAAUUGGACUUGAACGCUUCAAUAGAAGAACUGAAGAUGUUGGAUCGGACUGACGAAUUCUUUGAAAGUAUACAAAGAAGCAUUGAAAGAAUGGAACAGUCUAUUCAACAGGAAGUUAGAAGUUGCCAUCAAGAUGUUCUUGUUUUGAAGCAAACAGUUAUCCCAGAUUUGACUGCAAUAAAGCAGGAGCUGUUACAAAUAAGGGCCCAGAUGAUUCAUAAUGGCGAAAACAUAAAAGAUGUAUAUACUGUUUUCGGCAAGGUUCGUGUCAGUGCGAUAGAACAAACAACAGUGGACACGGCAGAACAAAUUUUGCUUUCGGCUUCGCGAGGCAGUACUUCAGACAAAGCUUCGACAGAUAUCAACCAUAAUGUAAAAGAAUGCAUUGACAAAUUCAAGGAAGAUGUGGAAAAGAAAGAUGUAACAAUUGUUGAAGUGAAUAAAGGUUCUGUCACCUUCACAUUCGAAUGUUUGUCACUGACAGCUGUAAUAGACCUGAUAGAUUACUUCGACGGAUCGGGAAUGCAAUCACUUCUAGUCAACUUGGAAAGGACUCUGAGUGAUUUGCUGGGUCAGACAGUAUACAUCAUAGCAUACAUACCUGACAAACCAAUGCUGGAUAUAGUUGCAAAGUUAAAGAAUAUUAAAACUGGAGCAGUGCAAUUCUCGAUGCAGUGCACCGGGGUAGAAGGUCUUGUCAAUGCAUGGGAUGUGUUUGAAGAAGACGCCGGAUAUGAUUCUCUAAACAAUUUGUCAAGUGCGCUAUCGAAAGCUGUUGGUCAGUCAGUAAAACUUACAACAGAUAUUGAUACUAAAAGCUUUAAGGAAGCCAUCACAAAAGCAAGAGAAUCAAUCGAAGUAAAGGCAGAUAACCCCUGGCAUUCUCACGAAAUGGGUUCCGAUGCUUACAAUAGCCUGGAGAUAAAUGAGGAAAUGAAUGUCCAAAGAUCAGAACCGCACCUGGCUGGAUCUGAUCUUAAAGAAGCAAAAGCCACAUUGUUUGCUGAUAUCAUUGAGAUUAAAGAAGAAUAUGCUGCAUUGAAAGCUGGGGUCGUUGAUCUCAAAGAAGAAAAUGCUACAUUAUUAGCUGAUAUCAUAGAUCUGUGUGAAAGAUCAGACUGCAAGAACGCUGAGGUCAUUUUGCUGAUUGGUAAAACAGGCGCCGGAAAAAGUGCGCUUGUCAACACCGUCCAUAAAGCAAUCACAGGAAAGUACUACGCCAUAGCGAGACAGGGAAGUGGAAGGGCACAAACUGUUACCAUGGAUUUAAGCAGGUAUGACAACUGCGGUGUCUCAUUAGAAACUAUUACAGAUGAAGAGCGAAGGCAUACGAUAGAAAAGAUAUUACCAAAAUUACCACACAUUGUUGAUUGUGCUGGUCUAGGGGACGAAGAUUCACCCGAGUUACGUGAGAUAUUGGAGCUUCUGGUCGGAGGUUUUAUACCGCCGAAAACACAUAUCGAAGCUUUACAGUCAAAACAGAAAGAAUUCGGAGUCGGAUGUCUGAAACGAUUGUACCCAAAUGCAAACCCAGCAUGGGCAGUGACUAAAGUUGUUUUCCUGCAGAGCUGCACAGAUAGUAUACCUAAAAAUCUUAUCGAGUCUCUAAUGAAAGUGCUGAAAACAAUAGAUCAGGCAAGAUUGAAAAGAAAAUAUUCGGCUGAGGUUUUCUUACUGAUCACGAAGUACGACUUAGUUAGCGACACCGGUCUGCAGCUUGUUUAUUCAAAGGAUGGCUAUAGUGAAUCUUUAAAUAAGGAAGAUGAAGGGCUAGCUUUGGAUAUGGAGCAUUUCGUCACGAUUGAGAAAAAGACAGCUUUUGAACUCAACAUGAUUGGAGCCCUUGAAGCUCGAAGAAUCCGCUGGAUAAGUUUUACAGACAGAAUAAGCGAUAACCCUUGGAUUGACAAUAAUGCCCUGAAGUUCCUGAAACUUAUGUUAGAACCAGGACCUCCAGUAUCUGAACCGGUACAACCUGUUAUGAGUCUAAUGAAAAGCAUUGAGCUGCAUCUUUUCAGACUUGGCAAUGGCAUACAAAGGAUCAGUGAAAAUAGACAUGAACAUACAUGGUCUUUAUUCGUUGUUGUUUCUGUUUUUGUUACUGUGAUAGCUAUACUCUACAUGCUCCUUUCAGUCAGUAUAUAAAAAGCUGUUCAAUAUGAAGACUUAAAAAAGCCACUUAAGGGGCCUCCGUGGCCGAGUGGUUAAGGUCGCUGACUGCAAAUCACUUGCCCCUCAUCGAUGUGGGUUCGAGAAGGCCGGUGGUUCUACCCAGGUGCCCGCUCGUGAUGAAAUAAUGCACGGAGGGGCACCUGGGGUCUUCCUCCACCAUUAAAGCUGGAAAGUCGCCAUUUGACCUAACAUGUGUCGGUGCGACGUUAAAUCAAAAAAAAAAAAAAAAAAAAAAAAUGAAAAACGCCAUUUAAAUGAUGAUGUUUUGCAUGUAAUUUUAAAAUAUGUACAUGUAACUCGCCGUUUUUAUAUAAUAUUUUGUAUUGUUAAUGUAUUGUUACAUUUCACUUUCAGUCACAAAUAAACAAGAAUAAACAAGAAUUAUUCUAUA
Molecule: messenger RNA, 3397 nt
Organism: Mercenaria mercenaria
Lineage: Eukaryota; Metazoa; Mollusca; Bivalvia; Venerida; Veneridae
Exons: 10
Coding region: 355-2979 (874 amino acids)
Source: RefSeq, a predicted model, not a curated record